AAAAACUCACAUGAGUUGAUGUCCUGCUCGUCCCUAACCUCCCGACACACCACCGCCGCCUCUUGAUCUCUCUCGUACAGCCUCGCCGCUGGUCACGGCCGUCCGCACACCACAAUCAUUCCCUCUGCCUGCCCCACGGCCGUCCAUCUCCCUCUCCGACUCCGCCAUCCCCCCAAUUGCGCCGCCUAGGCUCAGGUUCAAGGACGAACCAGCCCAGCUUUUCUUGCUCCUCCCACACCGGCUACGCCGCCUAGCUAGCUGCUCCUCCUCAGCGUUGCGCGCCGCCCCGCGCGCCUACCGAGCACUUAACCAUGUCGUCGUCUCUGGCGUCCUCGUCCUACCGCCGCAGGAUCCUCGACUCCAAGAUGGCGGCCACCCACGCGCUCUACUCCUCCCGGCUCCCCUCCCGCUCCAGGCAGACUGCGCACACCAGGAUUGGCGCCACCACCACAGCUCACGGAGUUGAGAGUAGCAUUAUCAGUGUCCUAACUAUGCAUCACUGGGAGACCUUGAAUCACAUGGCGUACAAAUUUGGGAAGCUUGACAGGGUUCAUGGAAAACUAGCCUUGAAGAUACUGGGUUCUAUUGUGCAACAAUCAGGCUUAGAGCGAAUUACCCAUAUUUACUGCAUGACUGCUCAUAUCCUCAUCCAAGCUCAAAUGCAUCCACAAGCAAUAUCAGUGUUGAAGCAUCUUGCUGUAGGAGGCUUCUCUUGCAGUGCUAUAUUGAGCGCUCUUUUGCGAACCAUCUCGCGUUGUGAUUCCAGUCCCAUGGUUUUUGACCUUCUUAUCAACGCAUAUCUGAAGGAAAAGAAAGUUGUUGAUGCAAGUAAGGUGAUUUUAUUGAUGGAUGCAUGCGGAUUUAAGGCUUCAGCUCGUUCUUGCAAUGCUAUCCUUAAUGCUCUUGUGGAAGUUGGGGAAUCAAAACAUGUUUGGCUCUUCUUAAAAGAAAGUCUGGCCAGGAAGUUCCCUUUGGAUGUCAUUACUUGCAAUAUUGUGCUGAAUUCUCUGUGCCUUGAGGGUAACCUUAAAAGUGCUAAUCUUAUGCUACAAAAUAUCAAGAGUUGCUCCUUAGCAAAUGUGGUUACUUAUAAUACAAUACUUUACUGGUAUGUUAAGAAGGGAAGGUUCAAGGCUGCCAUGUGUGUCUUCGAAGAUAUGGAGAAGAAUUGUGUAGAGCCAGAUGUAUAUACUUACAACAUCAUGAUAGAUAAGUUAUGUAGAAUGAAGAGGAGUGCACGUGCCUACCUUUUGCUCAAAAGAAUGAGGGAAGAUAACUUAUCACCUGAUGAAUGUACAUAUAAUACUUUGAUCAAAGGUUUCUUUGAUGAAGGUAAGAUGAAACUUGCUAUCUAUAUCUUCAACGAAAUGCUGAAACAGAGCCUGAAACCAAGUCUAGCUACUUACACUACCUUGAUUGAUGGGUAUUGCCGAAAUGGGACCACUGAUGAAGCUUUAAGAGUUCUAUGUGAAAUGCAAGUUGCUGGUGUAAAACCAAGUGAAUUAACUUACAGUGCCAUGCUGAAUGGUUAUUGCAAAGCUUCCAUGCUGGGACAUGCAAUGAAUCUUAUUGAAGUUCUGAAAGCAAGAGGUACAACAAUCAAUAGGACUAUGUAUACUAUUCUGAUUGAUGGUUUCUGUCAGCUAGGAGUGGUUUCUAAGGCCAAACAAAUAUUGAAGUGCAUGCUUGUUGAUGGGAUUGAUCCAGAUGUUAUUACUUACUCAGCAUUGAUUAAUGGUAUGUGCAAGAUGGGUAAGCUGGAUGAAACAAAAGAGAUUUUGCCAAGGAUGCAAAAAACUGGAGUUUUGCCUAAUGAGGUGCUUUAUACAACUCUAGUUUGCUAUUGUUGUAAGGCUGGAUAUGUCAGAGAAGCACUGAAGUAUUUUGUGGACAUCUAUCGAAGGGGCCUAACUGCCAAUUCAUUCAUCCAUAAUACGUUAUUAUGCUCGUUGUAUGGAAAAGGAAUGAUUGCACAGGCUGAGAAAUUCAAACAAUACAUGUCUAGGAUGCAGAUAUCAUUUGAUGUCGCCGCUUUCAACUGUAUAAUAGACUACUACUGCACCAAAGGUAACAUGCAUGAGGCAUUCUCAGUGUAUGAUAAUAUGGGUAGAUAUGGAUGUUCUCCAAAUGUUUACACAUAUAGGAAUUUGCUUAGAGGAUUAUGCAAGGGAGGCCACUUGGUACAAGCAAAGGAGUUCAUGGCCUGCCUUGUUGACAUACCUUCUGCCAUUGAUCAGAAAACCUUUAAUGCAUUACUUCUAGGGAUCUGCAAAGAUGGGACACUAGAUGAAGCUCUGGAUUUAUGUGAGAAAAUGGUUACAAGUAACUUUCUACCUGACAUCCAUACCUACACGAUUCUUCUUAGUGGUUUUUGCAGAAAAGGUAAAAUUGUACCCGCGGUCAUCUUGUUGCAGAUGAUGUUGCAGAAAGGGUUUGUCCCAGAUAUUGUUACAUAUACAUGUUUGUUGAAUGGUUUGAUCAAGGAAGGCCAACUUAAGGUUGCUUCUUACCUGUUCCAGGAGAUCAUAUGCAAGGAAGGCAUGUAUGCUGAUUGUAUUGCCUACAACUCAAUGAUAAAUGGGUACCUAAAGGCAGGAAUGAUACAUAAAGUAGAUAUGAUGAUUUUUGAUAUGCAUCGUAAUGAGGUUUCUCCAAACCCGGCUAGUUAUAAUAUUCUUAUGCAUGGGCACAUCAAGAAGGGACAUUUAUCAAGAUCUAUUUAUCUCUACAAAGAUAUGGUAAGGAAAGGGAUUAGGCCAAACAAUGUGACAUAUCGUUUGCUUAUGCUUGGACUUACCAAACAGGGAAUGAUUGAAAUUGCAGUCAAGUUCUUGGAAAAGAUGGUCUUAGAAGGCAUUUAUCCUGAUAAGUUAGAUUUUGACUUACUCAUAGCUGCAUGUAGUGAAAAAUCUAGGAUGCCUAAUGCUUUACAGCUUUUCAACUGUAUGAAGCGGUUAUAUAUGUCACCUAGCAGCAGAGCAUACAGUGCCAUGAUAAAUGGAUUAAUCAGGAAAAACUGGUUGCAGCAGAGUUGUGAUGUUUUACGUGACAUGGUUGAAAGUGGGCUUGAACCAAAGCAUACACACUAUAUUGCCUUAAUCAAUGCAAAAUGCAGGAUUGGGGACAUCAAUGGAGCAUUCAGGCUUAAAGAGGAAAUGGCAGCUCUUGGUGUUGUGCCAGCUGAAGUUGCUGAAAGCUCAAUUGUUAGAGGUCUUAGUAAAUGUGGAAAGGUUGAAGAGGGUAUCAUAGUUUUCUGUAGCAUAAUACGUGCAGGAUUGGUGCCAACCAUUGCUACUUUCACUACCCUAAUGCAUGGUCUGUGUAAAGAAGGCAAGAUUGUUGAUGCUUUGGACCUCAAAAGGUCAAUGGAGUUGUAUGGAUUGAAGAUUGAUGUUGUCACCUAUAAUGUUCUAAUCACAGGUCUGUGCAAGAAUCAGUGUGUUUCUGAUGCAUUAGAUCUUUAUGAAGAGAUGAAAUCUAAGCAACUUCAACCGAACCUUACAACAUACACCACAAUAGCUGGAGCCAUCUAUGCAUCAGGCAGAAUUCUGGAGGGAGAGAAACUACUCAAUGAUAUAGAAGAUAGGGGCUUUGUUCCCUCAUAUAAGGAUCAAAGUCCUGAAUGGAGGUUGAAAAAUGCAGUGAGGAAGUUAAACAUGAUAAGAAAUUGCCGAAAAGCAAUAACAUCUGAGGAUGAUGUCGAGCCACUGCAUGCAGAUCAUGAAUCCAUGCCUGCCAAAGACUGAAAUCCUCUAGAAAUUGAACUUUUCCACUUCAAAGGAAGUGAUACAUUUAAUCGACAUAUAUAUGUAUCAGUACCUUUGAGAUUCCUUCUCCAAAUCGCCAUUUAGCUCAUCGAUUGUUUUUGCAAUGCACAUGGCUGGACUAGCAUCCCAAAUGAAGAAAUCUUGUGCAAGAGACAUGUAUUACAUUUGGAUGAAAUGAUGAAGUGUUUCCGUAGGCACAUGGCCACUGAGUGUCUCAACUGAGCAGGAUUGGUUGGAUUUGUUAUGGAUCUCAAGAACCAUGAAGUUUCCAAGCAUAAGAAUAAGACAGUCCUCCGCUGUGGACGGGAGGUAUUUAUAAAUGCACAUCACAUAGAAGAGAAGGACUCAUUGUUGUUCACAUUCGCUCCUGUUUUGAGGCUCUGGUCCUUGAUUCUGAUUAUUGUGAAAAAAUUGUUUUUUGUUCCGGCAUCAAAGUUACUUGUAAUGCUUAACAAAGAGGUGUGGAUUAUGUUGAUAUUUUGAAUAGCUCCUGCGGUGACACCACAAGAUCAUGGGGAAGCUAAAGAUUUCCUACAUAUGAAAUGGGCAACUCAGGCCAUCCUAGAAAAAUAGCGAAGACAGUCAUAAAUAUUCACCCGAGGAUUCAGAGGACACUGAGGAUAAAAAGGCAGCCACAAAAUACUCCUCUGUGGAUUCAGGUUACAUUUUAUUCUCUUUCUGCGUCAACAUUAUGUUCUGAAUUAUAUGCACAGAAUACACUAUAUUAGAUUUUAUUAUUGUCAUUUUCACUGUUAAGGAUUCUGUACCGGAGAAGACACUGAGGACAGAAAGACAAGUACAAAAUACUCAUCCGAGGAUUCAGGUUACAUUUUGAUUCUCUCUGGCUAUCUGCAUUAACAUUACUUUCUGAAUCAUAUGUUUUCAUUUGGACCUUAUUAUUGACGUUUCUACCAUUGAAGGUUCUGACAAUCCGCGUUAAGAAGGAAGCAUAUAAUGGAAUAUCAAGACGCCAUUGGUAGAAUGAAACAACUUGGUAUUCAUUAAGCUCCCUCUUUCUGAUUCGUGUUAAAAAGUUUCAGUGGAAAUUGCUCCUUAUUCAGGAUGCAACCAUGGUCUUAAAGCACUUCAUGAUCUCUUGAGUCUGAUGAAUCCAGAGGUCCCUCAAAGCCUUUCUACAUAUUAUCACCAACUGCAUGUAUGUAUGACUAGGGAGCAGGAGAAGCAUGUUGCCCCCUUAGUCCAGGUUCCCAUUUAUGUGUCAAUAAUAAGCAAGGGCAGUGUUGGUGUCAACAAUGUCUAUGCUGUAACCAUUUGCAAGAAAUAUGCUGCUGCGCAUCUCCCAACCGAAAUUAGGCUGUGGCACUCAUGAGGGCAGAGAGGAGCAGGACCUGAGAAGUCAAGAUGCAUCCGAGGAUUGGCAACGCACGAAUGCUCGGGGGAGGUUGGCACAAGUUUGUUUGUCCAUGACAACCGUCUGGAAGUCCGAAAUAUCUGCCUGUUCCAGCUGAUGUCGAACCAAAGCUUACGAUGAUGGUGUAACAUUAUUCGUCACAAUGUCAAGGGUUAGUUUCUAGUUUCCAGCACAAGGGAGUGAUGGAGUCUCUGGUGGUAUUCUGCACAUUCGCUUUUGUUAGUUUUGCAAUCCGUUAGUGUGUGGGGGCGGUACAGCUACUCUUAAAAAAAAGAGGGAGCAAACUAUGUUUAUUGUGGGGUUAACUAAGCUCUCUGAUGCACAGUUAAUCAAGGGGUAUUUUAGUAGCUCGGAGAGGUCGCUAAUGUUAUGCUGGGGUAGUAAAUCAAUGCAAGAUCGUUCUCAGUACUGAUUGUACAA
Messenger RNA from Lolium perenne, 5559 nucleotides. The record is from RefSeq and is a predicted model, not a curated record. NCBI's taxonomy places the organism in Eukaryota, Viridiplantae, Streptophyta, Magnoliopsida, Poales, Poaceae.